Messenger RNA from Endocarpon pusillum Z07020, 1008 nucleotides. RefSeq lists its product as uncharacterized. Lineage: Eukaryota; Fungi; Ascomycota; Eurotiomycetes; Verrucariales; Verrucariaceae. The record is from RefSeq and is a predicted model, not a curated record. The coding region runs from base 1 to 1008 and encodes 335 amino acids. The transcript has a single exon.
AUGGCGGUGCCUUUACCACUCUCUCGUCAGCACAACAUCGAGUUUCUGAACACUAUCGGUGGGAGAAUUCUCGGUCUGCCACUUCCUCCUACCCGCAAGAUUGACCUUGUCGAUGGCAAGCGCGAAAUUCCCAUGAAGGUCUUGUGUCUGGGAUACUCAAGAACUGGCACAUUGUCACUUUUCACUGCUCUGCAGAUGCUCGGGUACAAUCCCUACCAUAUGGUCGAAGCGGCUAAGAAUGCAAAUGUAGAUAUGCCCUGCUGGAUUCAGGGAAUAGAGGCCAAAUUCUGCGGAAAAGGCAAGCCAUGGGGGAAGGAGGAGUUUGAUAAGCUCACAGGGAGAUAUGAUGUGCGUGAAUCAAGCCGUACAUUCGAGUAUCGCAGCUUACUCUCACAGGCUGUCCUUGAUGUUCCUUGCAUUUUGUUCGUAGAAGAGCUUUUGGCGGCGUAUCCUUCUGCCAAGGUUAUCCUGACCGAGCGACCGGUGGAAGGUGAGUUAAAUGUCUUUGUGACAGGCGAAUCGCACGCGCAAGCUGAUUCCUACUGCACAGGCUGGCUGAAAUCGAUGAAAAACUCCCUCGGUGAAGUCUUCUCUUGGAGGCGAUGGAGAUACGUCGCGUGGGCUGACACCGAACUGGCUGCACCUCUAUGGGAGCUGGGCGUGAAGCUGACGAACCUCAAGUGGGGAGGAGGAGACUACUCGGAGAACUCGGUGGCCGCAAAGGAAUAUCUGGAACACUACCAGCUGGUGCGCAAAGUUUGCCCUCCAGAAAGAUUGCUCGAGUUCAAGUUAGGUAGUGGCUGGGAGCCGCUGUGCCAGUUCUUGGGUACAGAAGCACCGGAUGUGCCGUACCCUAACAUCAACGACAAGGAGAUGUUUGUUGGCUCACACAAGGCAAUUCUGGAUAGAGCGACUUACUACGCCAUCCAGAAGGUGCUGAAAUGGACUGUACCGGUUGGGCUGGCCGCGGCAGGAGCAGCGUGGUACUGGCAGGCCUUGAGAUCAUAG